Molecule: messenger RNA, 4168 nt
Organism: Phasianus colchicus (ring-necked pheasant)
Lineage: Eukaryota; Metazoa; Chordata; Aves; Galliformes; Phasianidae
Source: RefSeq, a predicted model, not a curated record
UUAGGAGCGUAAGUGUGGCUUAGCACUUAGAAUUUCAAUUGUAAUUAUUUUUCAUUAUAAACUUGCAAUUCAGGCUCAUGGUUGCUCUGAUACCUUCUAACCUGUCUGUGUAUGGGUAGUUGUAUGGAUUUCUUUUUUGUCUUUCUGAUGGUAACAAAAAUAUUUAUAUCCUUUUCCUCUUCCCUCUUCCUCUGCAACCUGUUGGUAUCUGCUCUGGGAUACAUUUCCUGUCUAUGUUCAUGCUUCACUUGAAUGUUACUGUUUUAGUACUCCUUAUCUCCUUGUCCCCCUGUUCCCCAUGACAGAGGUGAGUCUCUUACUUGCUCCUAACCGGGGUAAAUGUGAAGCCUGCUGCUCACAGAAGACCCUGUAAUGGGGACUUUUCAGCAUGCAGAGUUCUCCCACCUUCACCCCUCACUUCGUUGCUGUUUCAUGCCUCCCAACUUGAAGAUCACUAUACCACCUGACACCCUUUUAUCAGUUUUUCCUGCUUCCCACUCCUUUGUGUGUCUUUGAGCACAUCAGGAUGGCAUUGUGAAGGGAGGGGUUAGGAUGUAGUCAGUGAAGUAAGUUGAUGAUGUCUUUCCCUUUCAUUCUGUUUAUGCAGGGGCUGUUUGAUGGGUUAGGAAGACAGAGCUUUGCUUUCUUACGGGGAGAUGAAUGAGGGCACGGAUCUUUCUGGUUUCCUUUUCUGUUUUUGGUUUGCCAAUCAAAGUAACUCAGGUGAAGUUGAACAGUUUGUCCAGAUCGUGAUACACACAGGUCCUAUGCAGUAAUUUUCAAUUCGUAUUGUUUGCAAGAGAGCUGGGUAGUGCAGUGCUGUUGAGGUAUUUUGCUUCCAUCUUCACUUGGAAAUCAAAACCAAAAGCACUGCUCAUUCUGUAUGACUUUAUUGGGAUGUUUUGCUCUGUGAAGUUGCCAAGUUGAUAGGCUGUGGGGAGUGUACUUCUCACUUAGCAGUGGAAGAUGAAAUACAGGGGACUGUUUUAAGCUGAAUUCGAUGGAACUGUUCCUAAAAUUGAACUUCUGCCCUUUUGGCAAAUAUGAGAAGGACUACAAUUGUGUCUUUUUUCUUUUUUUUUCUGUCCACCUUCUCACAACCCUAAGCAAGAGCUACACUUGGGCAGUGAGUAGAAGCAUUAUUUGAAGCUGGCGAAUGCAAUUGUCCUUGCUGCAUGGCACAAAAAUUGCUGAGACUACGUUGAAAGUUGGAUGAGGGAGGUUCUCAGCUGGAAGGCUUUAGUACAAUGAGAAGGCUGCAUCUGUCAAGGGGGAAUGUCAGCAUGGCUGUCCUGGGACAGGAGGACUGAAACAGCAGAAGCACCACAAUUAUUUGGGGAGGCUGCUUUUGACUACUGAUUAAAAUCUGCUGUGCAGCUGCGGUGGAAGAACAGGACAGUCUCCCUUGCUUGGUCUGUGGUAUCCAGUGUGACCAAGUGGGGUCACCAUGAACGUGACAAGUUUAUUUUCCUUCACCAGCCCAGCGGUGAAGAGGCUGUUGGGGUGGAAGCAGGGAGAUGAAGAAGAAAAAUGGGCAGAGAAGGCUGUUGAUGCACUAGUGAAAAAACUGAAGAAGAAAAAAGGUGCUAUGGAGGAGCUGGAGAAAGCGUUAAGCUGUCCUGGUCAGCCCAGCAACUGUGUCACAAUUCCUCGGUCCUUGGAUGGCCGGCUUCAGGUUUCACACCGGAAAGGGCUGCCACAUGUAAUUUACUGCAGAGUGUGGCGCUGGCCAGACCUGCAAAGCCAUCAUGAACUGAAACCACUGGAAUGCUGCGAGUUUCCUUUUGGUUCAAAACAGAAGGAGGUUUGCAUCAAUCCUUACCACUACAAGCGGGUAGAAAGUCCUGUUCUACCUCCAGUGCUGGUUCCAAGGCACAGUGAGUACAACCCUCAGCACAGCCUCUUGGCUCAGUUCCGCAACUUGGGACAAAAUGAGCCCCACAUGCCACACAAUGCUACUUUCCCGGACUCUUUUCAGCAGCCCAACAGUCACCCGUUUCCCCAUUCGCCAAACAGCAGCUAUCCAAACUCGCCUGGAAGCAGCAGUAGCACCUACCCACAUUCUCCAGCCAGCUCAGACCCAGGAAGCCCUUUUCAGAUGCCAGCUGAUACUCCUCCUCCUGCUUACCUGCCUCCGGAAGAUCAGAUGACACACGAUACCUCCCAGCCAAUGGAUACCAACAUGAUGGCACCUGGAAUCCACCCUGACAUACACAGAGGAGAUGUUCAGGCUGUUGCUUAUGAAGAGCCGAAGCACUGGUGCUCCAUUGUUUAUUAUGAGCUGAAUAAUCGUGUUGGGGAGGCCUUCCACGCCUCUUCCACCAGCAUCCUGGUGGAUGGCUUCACUGAUCCUUCAAACAACAAAAACAGAUUUUGCCUGGGGCUGCUCUCCAAUGUUAACCGCAAUUCCACCAUUGAGAAUACCAGGAGGCACAUUGGAAAAGGUGUUCAUCUCUAUUAUGUUGGUGGAGAAGUGUAUGCUGAAUGCCUCAGUGACAGCAGUAUUUUUGUGCAGAGUCGAAACUGCAACUACCACCACGGUUUCCAUCCAACCACGGUGUGCAAAAUUCCCAGUGGCUGCAGUUUGAAGAUUUUCAAUAAUCAGGAGUUUGCUCAGCUUUUAGCACAGUCAGUGAACCAUGGCUUUGAGACAGUGUAUGAGCUUACUAAGAUGUGCACUCUCCGCAUGAGUUUUGUAAAGGGUUGGGGAGCUGAAUAUCAUCGGCAAGAUGUAACAAGCACUCCAUGCUGGAUAGAGAUACACCUUCAUGGUCCUCUUCAGUGGCUGGAUAAAGUACUUACUCAGAUGGGCUCUCCUCAUAAUCCUAUUUCUUCAGUGUCUUAAGGUCCCAAGCUCCUGCAUUUUGGAAACAAUUGAGCCUUGCAUGUACUUGAAGGACAUAUGAGUCAGACACACACUUUUUUCUUUUUUUCUCCCCCUGAACUGGUAACAGCUGAAUAAGAGCCACGAAAAUAAUUUACUUCUGCGACCAACUGUUGGAUUUGGGAAAAAAAAAACCAACAAAACAAAGAAAAACAGAAAACAAGCCCUUUGACGUAAGACUGUUGGUAUCAAGUAUUUUAGUUUACAUAGUAAUGUUCUAUUGCAAAGUUGAUUUACAGGCCUUAUCAUAAAGGAGGCUACUGAGCCAAAACAACAAUCUGUUGGACCGAGUUCACGAAGGAGUUUCCUGUAGUUGGCAUUCUGAGAUUCUCUUCCUUCUUGACAUCCAGCACUCGCUUCUUUUUUCUCCUCGUUGUCCUUUUGGGCUAAGAACUAAUGCUGGUGAAACCUGCUUUUAACAGGCUUUCUGCAGUGUGUUUUAAAAUCAUUUGUUUAAACUGAUGGUUAUUCUUCUCUUAAUAAGGAAAAAAAAACAAACAACAAUGACCCAAACACCUAUCAUAUAGUUUUAAUAUCAAUAACUUGUAAUAAUGUUGGAAAUUGUGUCCUGACCAUACUGCUGUAAGAAUGUUAGGUAUGUUUUUUGGUAAAUGUAUGUAUGGUGUUUAUGAAAGUUUAGAAAACCUUUAGACAUAGACCCAUAAAGGAAUUAGGAGUAUUUGAAUGGGGGGAAGAGGGAGCGGGAAGAGAAGAUGACAACUGAAAUGUAGAAUAUAUUGUAAACAUAGGUUGUUAGUUUAAACUGAGGUCUGAGUUUUGCUGUGCAUUUCAUUUUUAUAGUGGCUUCACCUUGUUAAUUCUUAAUUUUUUUUGCCUCUUCCUUUUUCUCCCAGAGCAAUUACGCAGCUGGUUAAUUCUUUUACCUGUGAAGAGGACGAAAUGAUUAAUUCCUGCAGUUCGAAGGCUGCAGCUCUAUGUAUUUCAAGAAAAAGUUGUACAGUGUGCUCUUUAACUAUUGAGCAGUUUUUUACAGUGUAUGUAACAGAAAUAGGCUUUUUAAUUUUGUAAGAGAAUCUUGUUUUGCCAAAUCUAGAAACUGUUAAUUGUUUGGAGGGCUUCAAAAUCCCCAUGUGGGUCUGUUUCAAACUUUAAAAAAUAUAUAUAUUUUAAAUUUUUUUUACUGCUUGGUUUAUUUUCUUCUCUUUGAUCUUUUAUAUUUGUGUAAGCUGUAGUACUUUAAGUACCUUUAUUCCAAACUUAGUGGGUCCUCUUUACUGGAAGUUUUGAAUAAAACCUGUUGUUACUGCUUACAUUUGAUUAAAA